CCAACAGACUACAGGAUGUAGAUAAUAGGAUAUGAAAACAAAAAUAUAAUAGCCCCAUCAGUUUGCUUAAAAAAAAGGGAGAAGUUAAGCAAAUAGGAAACGUAAUUCUCAUACCAGACCCCCCUUCUUGCCUCCGCCGUCCUGCGCCUCUCGCAAAAGGGAGAAGUUUCUUUCUUUCUAUAUCUAUCUGGAAACACUUAACUCUUUUCCCCUGUCUCUCUCCCUUCCUCUCCAAAGACGGUUUUUAUUGUUGAAGUAAUCAAAUGAAAAUCAUUUCACUUAUUUGCAGCACUUAAGACCAUAGAAUUUCAGGAUUCAUGUGUGUUUUUUGGGGUCCAUGAGUCCAUGCUCCCAUCAACAUUCUCGUCCACUUUCAUGAAAAUGUUGUACGGGAUUUCACCAAAACUCAAUCCCAACAACUCUUCUGUGUCUUUCUCAUGAUUUCUUCCUCUGCCCUGUGUUUUUUUUGUAUGCAUUUGUAUUGUGAAAGUUGAUUUUUCCUUUUUAAAUACUCUUAUGGCUUCGAGGGCUGUUGGAACCAUCAGGGUUAGCACAAUGAGGCCUCUUUCGAUUAUGGGCGGGUCAGAUUUGGUAUACAAACGAUGUGGGUUUCGCUUUGAUCUGAGGUGCAAUCGGGAUUUUAAUAGGUUCUCUGGACGAGAAUGUUGUCGUUUGGCUGUUUUCCCUCAGAGAGCUAUCACUCCUGUUGAAGAUGAGAAACCUUUCAUUCCUGAGGUGGAGCCUUCUGGGGCAAUUGAUAGGGUUCAGGACACUGAGUCCAGUGUCAUUCACAAGGAUUUGAACCUUCUUCCUAAACCAUUAUCAGCAGCAGAUCUUUCUGCAUCUCAAGAUGACAACAUAAAAGUACGGGUUGCUUAUCAGGGUAUAGCAGGUGCAUAUAGUGAGGCUGCUGCACUAAAAGCAUACCCCACGUGUGAAACUGUCCCAUGUGAACAUUUUGAAGCCGCAUUCAAGGCUGUUGAACUCUGGUUAGUGGAUAAAGCAGUCCUUCCCAUUGAGAAUUCAGUUGGCGGCAGCAUCCACCGUAAUUAUGAUCUAUUCCUUCAACAUAGGCUGCAUAUUGUGGGAGAGGUGCAGAUGGCAGUCAACCAUUGCCUGUUGGGUUUGCCUGGCGUACAAAAGGAGGAAUUAAAACGUGUCUUGAGCCACCCCCAGGCCCUUUCCCACUGUGCGAUGAUAUUGAGUGAGUUAGGUGUUGUAAAAGUUAGCACUGAUGAUACAGCUGGUGCUGCUCAGACAGUAGCUAUCUGUGGCAUCAGAGAAACUGGUGCUAUCGCAAGCGCUCGAGCAGCAGAAAUCUAUGGUCUUGAAAUGCUUGCAGAAAAAAUCCAGGAUGAUGAUGACAAUAUAACCCGCUUUUUGAUACUUGCAAGAGAACCUAUUAUUCCAGGAACUGACAGGCCUCAUAAGACAAGCAUUGUUUUCAGCCUCGAAGAAGGUCCUGGUGUUCUGUUCAAAGCAUUGGCAGUGUUUGCUUUGAGGGGUAUUAAUUUGUCAAAGAUAGAGAGUCGUCCACAAAAAAAUCGUCCUUUAAGGGUAGUUGAUGGUUCCAACAAGGGGAGUGCCAAGUACUUUGACUACCUUUUCUAUAUCGACUUUGAAGCUUCUAUGGCAGAACCUCGUGCUCAAAAUGCAUUGGGACAUUUGCAGGAAUUUGCAAGAUUUCUUCGCGUUCUUGGUUGCUACCCUAUGGAUACAGCUGUAUAAAAACUUACCUUGGCAUCUAUUCUUACGGUUAUCAUGAUUUCUGAAACCCACCAACAAAGAUACAAUUCAGCCUUCGUUUGCUGUACAUAAAUAUAUUAACAUGGCCCAAGCGAACCUGGAACUGGAAGAGAGUUUAUUGGAAUGUGAUCAAGGCUUGUUGAUGAGAUGGCAGCAUGCCAACAGUAUCUUUUCACUUAAAAAAACUUUCAUAUUUCUCUUUCACAAUUCUUUUCAUCCCCUUGACAAGGAAUAUCAGAACAUUAUGUUUCUGUAGAUGUAAUAGUUGAAGGCAAGUCUACAAGGACAUAAAUUCCUGUUCCUGGAAUAAAAUUAGUGCACUUAAAUUUGCAUUUUCAA
This is a messenger RNA of Manihot esculenta (cassava), 2085 nucleotides long. RefSeq names its product arogenate dehydratase/prephenate dehydratase 1, chloroplastic. The record is from RefSeq and is a predicted model, not a curated record. The transcript has 11 exons. Gene Ontology annotation, molecular function: arogenate dehydratase activity; prephenate dehydratase activity. Gene Ontology annotation, biological process: L-phenylalanine biosynthetic process. NCBI's taxonomy places the organism in Eukaryota, Viridiplantae, Streptophyta, Magnoliopsida, Malpighiales, Euphorbiaceae. Bases 517 to 1728 code for a protein of 403 amino acids. Gene Ontology annotation, cellular component: chloroplast; cytoplasm.